AAUAGACUAAACCCGGAGCCCCAAACCAGUGCACUCCGUGAAGGCAAAGAGAACACGCUGCAAAGGGCUUUCCAAGAAUCCUCGACAUGGCAAGGAGGAGCUCGUUCCAGUCGUGUCAGAUAAUAUCCCUGUUCACUUUUGCCAUUGGAGUCAAUAUCUGCUUAGGAUUCACUGCACAUAGAAUUAAGAGAGCAGAAGGAUGGGAGGAAGGUCCUCCUACAGUGCUAUCGGAUUCCCCCUGGACUAACAUCUCCGGAUCUUGCAAGGGCAGGUGCUUUGAACUUCAAGAAGCUGGACCUCCUGAUUGUCGCUGUGACAACUUGUGUAAGAGCUACACCAGUUGCUGCCAUGACUUUGAUGAGCUCUGUUUGAAGACAGCCCGUGGCUGGGAGUGUACUAAGGACAGAUGUGGAGAAGUCAGAAAUGAAGAAAAUGCCUGUCACUGCUCGGAGGACUGCUUGGCCCGGGGGGACUGCUGUACCAAUUACCAAGUGGUUUGCAAAGGAGAGUCCCAUUGGGUUGAUGAUGACUGUGAGGAAAUAAAAGCUCCAGAAUGCCCGGCAGGGUUUGUUCGCCCUCCAUUAAUCAUCUUCUCUGUGGACGGCUUCCGUGCAUCAUACAUGAAGAAAGGCAGCAAAGUCAUGCCUAAUAUUGAAAAACUAAGGUCUUGUGGCACACAUUCGCCCUACAUGAGGCCGGUGUACCCAACGAAAACCUUUCCUAACUUAUACACUUUGGCCACUGGGCUGUAUCCAGAAUCACAUGGAAUUGUUGGCAAUUCAAUGUAUGAUCCUGUAUUUGAUGCCACUUUUCAUCUGCGAGGGCGAGAGAAAUUUAAUCAUAGAUGGUGGGGAGGUCAACCGCUAUGGAUUACAGCCACCAAGCAAGGGGUGAAAGCUGGAACAUUCUUUUGGUCUGUUGUCAUCCCUCACGAGCGGAGAAUAUUAACCAUAUUGCAGUGGCUCACCCUGCCAGACAGUGAGAGGCCUUCGGUCUAUGCCUUCUAUUCUGAACAACCUGAUUUCUCUGGACACAAAUAUGGCCCUUUUGGCCCUGAGAUGACAAAUCCUCUGAGGGAAAUUGACAAAAUUGUGGGGCAAUUAAUGGAUGGACUGAAACAACUAAAACUGCAUCGGUGUGUCAAUGUCAUCUUUGUAGGAGACCAUGGAAUGGAAGAUGUCACGUGUGAUAGAACUGAGUUCUUGAGUAAUUACUUAACUAAUGUGGAUGAUAUUACUUUAGUGCCUGGAACUCUAGGAAGAAUUCGAUCCAAAUUUAGCAAUAAUCCUAAAUAUGACCCCAAAGCCAUUAUUGCCAAUCUCACGUGUAAAAAACCGGAUCAGCACUUUAAGCCUUACUUGAAACAGCACCUUCCCAAACGUUUGCACUACGCCAACAACAGAAGAAUUGAGGAUAUUCAUUUAUUGGUGGAACGUAGAUGGCAUGUUGCAAGGAAACCUUUGGAUGUUUAUAAGAAACCAUCAGGAAAAUGCUUUUUCCAGGGAGACCACGGAUUUGAUAACAAGGUCAACAGUAUGCAGACUGUUUUUGUAGGUUAUGGCCCAACAUUUAAGUACAAGACUAAAGUACCUCCGUUUGAAAACAUUGAACUUUACAAUGUUAUGUGUGAUCUCCUGGGAUUGAAGCCAGCUCCUAAUAAUGGGACCCAUGGAAGUUUGAAUCAUCUCCUACGUACUAAUACCUUCAGGCCAACCAUGCCAGAGGAAGUUACCAGACCCAGUUAUCCAGGGAUUAUGUACCUUCAGUCUGAUUUUGACCUGGGCUGCACUUGUGAUGAUAAGGUAGAGCCAAAGAACAAGUUGGAUGAACUCAACAAACGACUUCAUACAAAAGGGUCUACAGAAGAGAGACACCUCCUCUACGGGCGGCCUGCAGUGCUUUAUCGGACUAGAUAUGAUAUCUUAUAUCACACUGACUUUGAAAGUGGUUAUAGUGAAAUAUUCCUAAUGCCACUCUGGACAUCAUAUACUGUUUCCAAACAGGCUGAGGUUUCCGGCAUUCCUGACCAUCUGACCAGUUGUGUCCGGCCUGAUGUCCGUAUUUCUCCAAGUUUCAGUCAGAACUGUUUGGCCUACAAAAAUGACAAGCAGAUGUCCUAUGGAUUCCUCUUUCCUCCUUAUCUGAGCUCUUCACCUGAGGCUAAAUAUGAUGCAUUCCUUGUAACCAAUAUGGUUCCAAUGUAUCCUGCUUUCAAACGGGUCUGGAAUUAUUUCCAAAGGGUAUUGGUGAAGAAAUAUGCUUCCGAAAGAAAUGGAGUUAACAUGAUAAGUGGGCCAAUCUUUGACUAUGACUAUGAUGGCUUACAUGACACAGAGGACAAAAUAAAACAGUACGUGGAAGGCAGUUCCAUUCCUGUUCCAACUCACUACUACAGCAUCAUCACCAGCUGUCUGGAUUUCACUCAGCCUGCUGACAAGUGUGACGGCCCUCUCUCUGUGUCCUCCUUCAUCCUGCCCCACCGGCCUGACAACGAGGAGAGCUGCAAUAGCUCAGAGGAUGAGUCGAAAUGGGUAGAAGAACUCAUGAAGAUGCACACAGCUCGGGUGCGGGACAUUGAACAUCUCACCAGCCUGGACUUCUUCCGAAAGACCAGCCGCAGCUACCCAGAAAUCCUGACACUCAAGACAUACCUGCAUACAUAUGAGAGUGAGAUUUAACUUUCUGAGCAUCUGCAGUACAGUCUUAUCAACUGGUUGUAUAUUUUUAUAUUGUUUUUGUAUUUAUUAAUUUGAAACCAGAACAUUAAAAAUGUUAGUAUUUUAAUCCUGUACCAAAUCUGACAUAUUAUGCCUGAAUGACUCCACUGUUUUUCUCUAAUGCUUGAUUUAGGUAGCCUUGUGUUCUGAGUAGAGCUUGUAAUAAAUACUGCAGCUUGAGUUUUUAGUGGAAGCUUCUAAAGGGUGCUGCAGAUUUGAUAUUUGCAUUGAGGAAAUAUUAAUUUUCCAAUGCACAGUUGCCACAUUUAGUCCUGUACUGUAUGGAAACACUGAUUUUGUAAAGUUGCCUUCAUUUGCUGUUAACUGUUAACUGUGACAGAUAUAUUUAAGCCUUAUAAACCAAUCUUAAACAUAAUAAAUCACACAUUCAGUU
This is a messenger RNA of Piliocolobus tephrosceles (Ugandan red Colobus), 3111 nucleotides long. It is a transcript of the gene ENPP2, whose product is annotated as ectonucleotide pyrophosphatase/phosphodiesterase 2. The coding region runs from base 87 to 2678 and encodes 863 amino acids. NCBI's taxonomy places the organism in Eukaryota, Metazoa, Chordata, Mammalia, Primates, Cercopithecidae. Gene Ontology annotation, molecular function: alkylglycerophosphoethanolamine phosphodiesterase activity; scavenger receptor activity; nucleic acid binding. The record is from RefSeq and is a predicted model, not a curated record. Gene Ontology annotation, biological process: phosphatidylcholine catabolic process; immune response. The transcript is spliced from 25 exons.